Molecule: messenger RNA, 3053 nt
Organism: Lemur catta (Ring-tailed lemur)
Lineage: Eukaryota; Metazoa; Chordata; Mammalia; Primates; Lemuridae
Gene: CASS4
Product: Cas scaffold protein family member 4
Exons: 8
Coding region: 134-2536 (800 amino acids)
Biological process (GO): cell surface receptor protein tyrosine kinase signaling pathway; cell migration
Cellular component (GO): cytoplasm; plasma membrane
Molecular function (GO): protein binding
Source: RefSeq, a predicted model, not a curated record
GUCAGGCACUGACGGCUCCAUAGAAUUCAGUUUCUGAGAACCAGCCAGAAGCAUGCAGUGACAUUGCAUAAUCCUCCUCUGAAGCCAGAGAUAUUAGCCGUAGCGCUCGGAGGAGCCGCUUCACAUCCCCGACAUGAAAGGGACGGGAGUCAUGGAUGGCGCGCCCAAGACACUCCUGGCCAGGGCACUUUAUGACAACUGCCCCGACUGCUCUGAUGAGCUGGCUUUCUGCAGAGGGGACAUCCUGACCAUUCUGGAGCAAAAUGUACCGGAAAGUGAGGGCUGGUGGAAGUGUUUGCUCCAUGGGAGGCAAGGCCUGGCCCCCGCCAACCGCCUCCAAAUCCUCACAGAGGCUGCUGCAGACAAGCCCUGCACCGCAUUCCUGCAAGGCCUGGGAGAAGCUCUCGCCAGCUCAGAGAUCUACCAGGUGCCCACCCUGCUCCACCCACCCCCACUAGGCCCCGUCUACGAGAAGAUGAAGAGCUGGGUGGAGGAACCCCUGUCCCCCAUCGCCCAAGUCUACGAAUUCCCCAACCCACCUACCAGUGCCAGAAUCAUCUGCGAGAAGACUCUAAGCUUUCCGAAACAGGCCCUCUUCACGCUCCCCAGACCUGCUCGGGCCUCGCUGCCAACUCUGCCUUCCCAGGUAUACGAUGUGCCUGCCCAGAGCCGGGUCCUCUCAGCCCUUAAGGAGCCAGACAAGCAGCAGUUAUACGAUAUUCCAGCCAGCCCUCAAAAGGCAGCAGUCCACCCCCGGGCCAGCCAAGGAAGCGAACAGAGUGUUCUCCUUACCCCAAUGAGUGCCUUAAAAGGAGGAGGCCACAACACAUUACCAAAUCCUCAGAAAUCAGAAUGGAUUUAUGACACUCCAGUGUCUCUGGGAAGGGCGAAUGUCAGAAACACAUCUCUAGCCAGCUCUGCAGAAGAUUCGGGGCUUCAUGCUGUUCCCGGUUCUGGCUCACCUUUCCACAAUCCUCCAAGUAGCAGAGACAGGUCCCUCACUCCACAGCUGAAUGUGCCCAUGCAGAAAAAACUCAGUCUUCCAGAAAUUCCUUCUUAUGGCUUUCCAGCACACAGGGACACGGUCCCUUUGGAUGAAGGUGUCAGCUACAAGGUUCCUUCCAGCUUUCUGAUCCCCCGAGUGGAACAGCAGAACACCAAGCCCAACAUUUACGACAUCCCUAAAGCAAUGCUGAGUGUCCCUCUUGCUGGGAAAGAUCUGGGGAAAGCCAAUGAGGUUUCAGAGAAUUCCAUGGGCUGUAGCUCCCCAUGCUUCUCCAGACAGACAGCUUCCCUGUCUCCUGAAGAGGACAGAUUAUCUGUCUCCAGUUCUGACAGCAGAGCUAGCGUUGUUUCUUCAUGCUCUUCCACAUCCACUGACUCCUCCUCCAGCUCUUCCUCAGAGGAGUCAGCAAAGGAGCUCUCCUUGGACCUGAACUUGGCCAAGGGGACAGUGAGGGCUCUGCAACACAAGGUGGUCAGCUCUACAGCAGGUCUGCUGCUCUUUGUAAGCAGGAAGUGGAGGUUCAGGGACCAUCUGGAGGCCAACAUUGAUGCAAUCCGCAGGGCUGCUGAUCACAUAGAAGAGUCUGUAAGAGAAUUUCUGGAUUUUGCCCGAGGAGUCCGUGGGGCUUCCUGUAAUCUCACUGACAGCAACCUUCAGACCAGAAUCCAGGAUCAGCUACAGACAAUCUCCAACUCCUACCGGAUUCUGCUUGAAACAAAGGAAAGCCUGGAUAACUGCAAUUGGUCCCUGCAAGUCCUCGUGACUGACAAAGUCCAAAACAGCCCAGAUGACCUUGAGAGGUUUGUCUUGGUAGCACGAAUGAUUCCAGAAGACAUCAAGAGAUUUGCCUCCAUUGUUAUUGCCAAUGGGAGACUCCUUUUUAAGCAGAACUAUGAAACAGAAUCUAAGUGUGAAAAAUGCAUCCAGCCUCCCCAAAGAGAAAUUGAAUCAUACCAAAGGAGUACUCCUUUUACUAAGCAGAGGGAAAAUGAACACUCCCCUGAACUAUUAAAGAAAAACAGGACAAAUGCCUGCGGACAGAGGUUGCCUAACCUAGAAGAGAAAAGAAAACCCAUCUUGGAACAAAGGUUAGAUGAAAACAAAGACUUAGGAGCAAUGAAUCCUAUCUCUCUAAUACCUCAACCUUUGAGUCAGCAGACUCCUGAGAAGAAAAUCCACCUUUCUGAACACUGCCGGCUCUAUUUUGGGGCACUCUUCAAAGCCAUCCGGGUAUUUAACAGCAGCCUCAGCAACAGCCAGCCCCCAGAGACUUUCAUCACUCAGAGCAAGCUGGUCAUUACAGUGGGGCAGAAGCUGGUGGACACGCUGUGCAAGGAGACCCAGGAGAGGGACGUGCGCAACGAGAUCCUCUGCAGCAGCAGUCACCUGUGCAGCCUGCUCAAGGACCUCGCGCUGGCCACCAAGAACGCAGUGCUCAAGUACCCAAGCCCUGUAGCCCUGGGGCACCUCCAGGCCGAGGCUGAGAAGCUGGAGCAACACACACGGCAAUUCAGAGGGACACUGGAAUAAGGACUAUCUAUCUCCUACUUCCUCUGCUAAUCUCUUAGCUUCACAUCCACAACCUGCACAACUCUGUCCUGUGCGAAAAGGCAGCCAGGGCAUACGAUGGCCUAAAACAGACACGACGCCUAAAGCUGGUAUUAUCAAGUGGCUUAAGUAACCCCAGGACAUUGACUUACCCCACAGGGGGUCAGGAAAGAGAGUCAGAUAUUAAAUAAAGACCUUGUGAAGUUUAGCAUAUCAUGAAGAGUAUGUAGUGUCAGUGUUUGAAGUGAUGUCACUAGAAAUAAUUUUUUACAUUAAUAUUAAUAUAUAUAGUGCAUGUUUUAAAUUCAUUCAACACUUAUUUAUUGGGUGCCUACUAUAUGUCAAGUUCUAGGUGCUAGAGAUAUAGCAGUCGUGCCCUCUUGGAAUUUACAAUCUAGUAGGGGAGUCAGGCAGUAAAUUGAUGAAGAAAUACAUGUAUAAUAUAUCAGGUACUAGGGGCCGGGCAUGGUGGCUCAUGCCUGUAAUCCUAGCACUGUGG